UCCGCCCGAACCAAAGAUGGCUGCUCCCUUCCCCGCGCCCUGGCCAUCGGCGGCGCUCUGCCCUCCGCCCCACGGAGCGUCUGUGGUGCGGGCGGCUGGCGGUCCGCCGCAGGGGCAGCGGCAUGAGGCCCGGCGGUGGCGGCAGCGCAGGGGGCGCCGUGCCCCAGUUCCUGAGCAAAGUCUGGGCUCUGGUGGAGGACCCCGCCACCGACGACUUCAUUGGCUGGAGCCCGGACGGGCAGAGCUUCCAGGUGCUGGACGAGGAGAGCUUCGCCAAGAGGAUCCUGCCCCGGCACUUUAAGCACAACAACAUGGCCAGCUUCGUGCGGCAGCUCAACUGGUAUGGCUUUCAUAAAGUGAUACAGUCUGACAUUGGACCAGGCAAGCAAGAGCGAUACAGUUCUGGUAAAUACCAACACCCUUUUUUCAGAAAAGGCCAGCAAGAACUGCUUUCAAAGAUUAAACGGAAAGUACCUUUGCCUCGAAUAGAAAAUGGUAAAAUAGGACCAGAAGAAGUCCACAAAAUAUUAGCUAUCGUCCAUCAAAUGCAAGGAAAACAGGAUGUCUUGGAUUCUACACUGGAAUCCUUAAAGCGGGAGAAUGAAGCCCUUUGGAAGGAGGUUCUUGAUCUUAGACAGAAGCAAAUUCAGCAUCAACAGCUGUGUGAGACAAAUAUUGCAUCACAGUCUUGUAGCCAGAUUAUUGGCUUGCCACAAAAACAGCCUUUUACGAUAGAUAGCACAGGAAACUACAAUCAACAGUCUACCCAAGAACUAGUUGACAAGAACCAGACCUUCAAAAAUUCAUGCAAUGUGUCAGGAAGUAAAGACAAAUUUGAGGUGAGGAGUAGUAUCAUUAUUAAAGAAGAAUAUCCAGGCAGUUUGGAAGAUGAAUCUCAACCACAGAGAAGGACAGAAAUAAAAUUCAAUAAAACCCAGGUGCUCAAAUGCCAGAAUUUGGUGAAUCAAGAACAUGAAACUGAACAAGCAACAGAUACCAGUGAAUUUGACACAGAAACAGAAGAUUGCAGGUCUACCUGUUCAGAUUCAGGACAUGUGGAGAAAAGAAGAAAAGUGAGACAUUCCACCAGUCAAAAGACUGAGCAGCUCUUCGUUCAGAUGCACAAGGAGAGUGUUGGACUAACAGAAAGACUAUUAGCUUUGGAAGAACAAUCUCUUCAGAAGCUCUCUGAAAUCUCAUCCACUUUGUCUACCCUAGCUAGUUGUGUCAUAAAAGUGGAGAAUCCACAGCAGCUAUCCCAACUGCAAGGAGUGCGUACUCAGACUCAAGGCCAGACCUCUUAAACCCACUCCUAGUUUACUGAGAUCCUAAAACUGCAUUGCUUGGCCUUCAAGAAAUGUUCCUCAAAGUUAUGUUUUAAAAAAACCCCUCUUAAUAUGUGCCUUUUAAAUGGUGGAAACAUGCCAUGCCUGUGACUCAGCAAAUAUAACUCUGAAAUUGCUGUGCUAACUAACAUUUGAUGCUGUAAACAUUCCAGGAGUAUCAACUUGUGGCCUUCUUCAUUUGUCCACAGGCAUUUUAUUUACAAGUUUAGGAGCUGAUUUGUCUGCUGCCUUGUUUAUAAUAACCCAUCUAGACAAAUCAAUAAAAUGUGAAUUUAUUUGAAUGAUAGGCCUUAAAGCAUUUGAUAUCUACAAGAUUAACUCUUAUUUCUAAGUCCCAUUUUAAAAUCAUAGGAAUAUACUUAAAUUCUGUACUAUACCUACUUCAGCCAUGCACUAAAUAGCUAAGCUGUCAUUAUAAAGGAAAUGUAGAAGUGUUGCCUUGCCAAUCCCUUUCCAUCUAACUAGAAAUAUUAACUCUUUCAGAGUUAAGUUUAAUAUUCAUUGUUUGGCAUAAUAUAAACCCAUAGUCCUGCAUUUUCUGUUAAAUGGGGCCAGGUUCUAUUUCAGAGUCUGCCAAAGAAGAAAGUGUCACUUUAGGCAUUUUACAUAACACCUGUUUCUCUGUUACAAAAGGGGUGGAAACAACUUCCAAAGAAUAUGUGACUGAUGUAGAACUGUCAGAAGAGAUCCCUGGAGGCCUUCCCCCUCCCACCUAAUCAUACAGGCAAGCCAGAGAAUUGGCUUCUUUAAUAAACUGUGUGAAAAAACAACAAAAAAGUACACACUACUGACAGUUA
Messenger RNA from Alligator mississippiensis (American alligator), 2143 nucleotides. Its product is annotated as heat shock factor protein 2. Gene Ontology annotation, molecular function: sequence-specific DNA binding; DNA-binding transcription factor activity. The record is from RefSeq and is a predicted model, not a curated record. Gene Ontology annotation, biological process: regulation of DNA-templated transcription. Bases 123 to 1304 code for a protein of 393 amino acids. NCBI's taxonomy places the organism in Eukaryota, Metazoa, Chordata, Crocodylia, Alligatoridae. The transcript has 11 exons.